CCCAUUUUCAAAUUUGAUUCGAAAAUGUCUUCUUCGUUAACGUGCACUAAGCUAACGCUAUUCACCAUAGCUGGAGUUAUAAUCCAAACCAUUGGCCUCUCGCUUUUCGUUUAUGGAUUCUUUCCCGUCAAACCAGCCCUCUCCGGCUUCAGCGGUCCCGAGAGUUUCCUUGCGCCGACGUGUAACUCCGUGCACAACCAGAGCGAGAGAGAUCUGCCUCCGGACCAGCUCAAAGCGCUAUAUGAGGAACUGUCAGGAAUCCCUUCAUUUGACCGGCUAGUUUUAAUGGUUAUUGAUGGUCUUCCAGCAGAAUUUGUGCUCGGGAAGGACCAUCAGCCUCCAUCCAAGGCUUUGAUGGAAGCUAUGCCGUAUAUUCAGUCAUUGUUAGCAAAUGGAGCGGCAAUUGGGUACCAUGCUAAGGCUGCGCCUCCAACUGUUACAAUGCCUCGUUUGAAGGCUAUUGUUUCUGGUGCAAUUGGGGGAUUCUUGGAUGUGGCUUUCAAUUUUAACACACAGGCUCUAUUAGAUGACAAUCUUCUUGGCCAGUUUUUAAAGUUUGGUUGGAAGAUGGUAAUGCUUGGUGAUGAAACAUGGCUCAAGUUGUUUCCUGGAUUAUUUAUAAGGCAUGAUGGAGUUAGUAGUUUCUUCGUAAAGGAUACUGUACAAGUAGAUCAAAAUGUUUCUCGACAUUUGGUGGAUGAGCUAAGCAGAGAUGAUUGGGAUCUUCUGAUUCUACAUUAUCUAGGCUUGGAUCAUGUUGGACAUAUUGGUGGGCGUAAUAGCAUCUUGAUGGCCCCAAAACUUUUGGAGAUGGAUGAAGUGGUGAAGAUGAUUCAUACAAGUAUUAUCAUGAAUCAAGAGAAUGGCCAAGGAGAGACACUUUUGGUGAUAGUAAGUGACCAUGGCAUGACAGAAAAUGGUAAUCAUGGGGGUUCGUCAUAUGAAGAAACUGACUCCUUAGCUCUUUUUGUUGGCCUGAGAAAUCACAUCUCUGAUUAUGCAUCCUACAAUCUCAACACUGUUUCUCAGGUUGACAUCGCACCAACAUUAGCUCUUCUAUUUGGUGUGCCAAUUCCUAAAAACAAUGUUGGUGUUCUUAUCUCAGGCACUUUCGAGUCAUUUACAGAUGACCAACAGCUGAAAGCAUUGGAGUUGAAUUCCUGGCAGCUACUCAGAUUACUGCAAGCACAAUUACCUGGUCUGUCAUGUGAAAAUUCCCCGUGUGACAGCUUCAGUCAUGAUCAAGGGUCCAGAAAAAGUAAGUGCAAUGGGAGUAUGGAGAUCAUGGUUUGUUGCUUAUAUAGGAAUGCAGUAGUUCUUCACAAUUCCUGGAAGUCUAAGGAUGUCUCUAGGUCUUACAGUAGGGAAGACUACAGCAGCAUAGUUGCAGCAUAUUAUGAGUUUCUGAAAACUGCAAGUGAGUGGUUAUCACGCAGAGUCACUGAUAAACCUGUUAACCUACUUGCUUUUGGAGUUGCAGCAAUGCUGCUCUCGUGUCUGAUAUUGUUGUGCCUCAUAUUUCAUAUCUGCAAAGAAUUUUACUGUAGAGAGACGCAACAUUUUGACUCAAUCUCUGGCAUGUACACUUGGAAUUUAGCCGAGACUUUUAUUUUAGGUGUUAUGUUGAUCCUUGUUAUAAGUAUGGGUUCAAGUUCCAUGGUAGAGGAAGAGCAAUAUAUUUGGCAUUUUGUGACUUCCACAUUGGAUCUGUUGUUACUCCGUAAAACAAUGCAGUCUCUCCCUGCCGAGAAAUCACGAAGUUCAUUUAGAUUGUAUAAUGGAACUAAGAAAAUUGGUUUUCAAAUGUGUUCCAUCUUUGUGCUUGUUAUUUCUGGAAGAACUUUGAGAGGCUGGCAUCAAGGAGGCGUGAAUUGGACUUAUCUUCCUGACAUUUCUAAGUGGCUUGAGCAGGCUGGGAGCAAUUAUAUAAAAUUAAUUCAGCUAAUCUCUGGCCUCCUGAUGAUCAGCUUGUGCUUGUUUUCUCUAUCUUUAUUAGGGUUAAGGAGAAAACUUGUUAUGGUGGUUGGGUUUAGCUUUUUGGUGUCUGGCCUGUUGCUUUUGCAACAUAUCAUGUUAUAUCAGGAAAAUGCAUUUGUCUCAUCAAGUUGUAGCGCUACCUUGUGGGUACAAAUCAUCUUUGCAGUUCUGGGCAUUGCCACAAUUGGGACUUUCAUGGCCUUGCCUUGGCUUAUGCCUAUAUGUGUAUCUAGGACGUACUCAGGUCAUGAUAGCCACAUGUCAACUUCUGUUCCUAUUGAAAUACAAAAAAAGUAUCCACUACUGGAAUUGAAAGAUUCUUUAUUUGUGACUGGAUGGGCAUACAUGUUCUGUUGGUGUCUUCUGCAGCUACUGCUCCAACAACCAAUCAAUUCAGCGCCUAUAUUAUUGCUUCUUGUGCAAAUCUUUGCAAUCAUGAUUUACUCUUCUUAUUGGGGUCUACAUCAUAAGCAAUGGGUUGAGAUUGCUGCAUUGUACUAUUUGGGAAUGGCAGGCCAUUUUGCUUUAGGGAACAGCAAUACGUUGGCUACAAUUGAUGUUGCUGGAGCCUUCAUUGGCAUGUCAAGUUACUCGACACUACUUUCUGGCAUUCUGAUGUUCAUCAUCACCUAUGCAUCCCCCAUCUUAUUUCUUCUUAGCAUGGUUAUGUACAUCUCAGUGAAGGACACAAGCUAUCUCGUAAUUCCUCAGAAUGCUGAUUCUGGACAUCUUCUCAAGAUUAUGCUCGCAUUUCCCUGUCUAGUUCCACUGGGCGUGAAUUCCAUUCUCCUGACUGCAUACACAGUUGUAUUGCUGUUGAUGAGGAAUCAUCUAUUUGUUUGGAGUGUCUUUUCCCCAAAGUACCUGUAUGUCUGUGCGACAACUGUGUGCGUCUAUAUAGGUGUAUCUUCUGUGGCUGGAACCAUGAUUUAUUCAUUUUUGGUGUUGGCCCUCCGGAAAAGGAUGCAGGGCUCAUCUGGUAUUGACCCAAGGUAGAAUUUGGCCACCAAGAAACCCAAUUUUGAUUCUUAAAAACCUAUUCACGCAUUUUUUUUCUUCUUCUUCUUUGUUUUGAUUCAGAAAUCUGUCAUAAACAGCGAAGCAAGUGGGAAAUAGAUUACAAGGUUUUUUUCUAAUAAUUUUUGGGCACCGCAGAAUAGUUAGUCUUAAAGACCCCUAGAAUAGAUAGAAAUAGCCAUUUCUUUGUUUGAUUGCAAACUAUUCUUGAGAAUAGCCAUUCCCCCAUUAGAAUGACUAUUUACCUACA
This is a messenger RNA of Corylus avellana, 3244 nucleotides long. Its product is annotated as Alkaline-phosphatase-like family protein. Gene Ontology annotation, biological process: GPI anchor biosynthetic process. NCBI's taxonomy places the organism in Eukaryota, Viridiplantae, Streptophyta, Magnoliopsida, Fagales, Betulaceae. Gene Ontology annotation, cellular component: endoplasmic reticulum membrane. The record is from RefSeq and is a predicted model, not a curated record.